This is a messenger RNA of Cebus imitator (Panamanian white-faced capuchin), 1296 nucleotides long. Its product is annotated as ras and Rab interactor 3-like. The record is from RefSeq and is a predicted model, not a curated record. The transcript has 2 exons. Bases 295 to 585 code for a protein of 96 amino acids. Lineage: Eukaryota; Metazoa; Chordata; Mammalia; Primates; Cebidae.
CCCGGGGGCGCGGCCGCCCAGGCUUCCGUGUGCCCCAGGGGGGCUCCGGGCCGCGAGCCUCUGCCGAAUGGCUUUUGACAAAAAAUCCUUGACCACCAAGGCCAGCCUCUUCCUGAAAGCCCUGCUCGCUCCGAUACAGGAAGUAGAAGGGAGCGAGCGCCCUAGAGCGCGGCGGCUGCGGCCCGGGCCCUUCCCGAGGGCCAGCGCCACGAACAUGCGGGCGCCCGGGACUCCGCGUUCCGCACCGCCAGGCGCCUGAGCUCCUCCGUUCCCCGUCCCGGAGCUGCCGGCGGCAUGAUGCGACGCGCCGGGGCGCCCGCGCGCGGGGACCCCACCGGUCCCAUUCCAGUUGUUGGCAAAGGAGAGGAAGAGGAUGAGGAAGAUGGCAUGGGGCUUUGUCUGCCGGCCACCCUGAAGAACUGCCUUCCUCACCGCCGGGGCAUCAGCAUCCUGGAGAAGCUCAUCAAAACAUGCCCCGUGUGGCUGCAGCUGAGUCUGGGCCAGGCAGAGGUGGCCAGGAUCCUGCACCGGGAGGCGGCCGGGGUGAGUGGGGGCGCCUCCCACUUGGUAGCACACACACCGUGAGGGACUCAGGCGUGCUCCACACCUGCCCUGACUCCCACGUGGAAGCCGCUACCAUGCAGACAGCUACCUAUGUGUUUCCCUCUCCUACAUGUGUCAGUUUUUUGGCCACUAUAUUUUUCCAGAAUGCAGGCAUGGGAGGCUGCUGGGGGGCCUGCUUUCUGCUCUGGGGAGCAGGUGUUCAUGGCUGGAGAGGAGGGAGUGGGUGGCUUACAGGCUCUCUGGGCAUUUGGGCACCUGAGAGGCAGGACUGAUGCGGUCAGGAAGACCAUGCUGGCCUGCUGUGACUUCGAGAGCUCGGCCAGGCAUCCAGCAUCUAGAGAGUGUCAAUCAGAGCCAGGGUAAAAAUGGCUUUGUGCUCCGUGUUUCACAUAUGCAAAUAAGGGCUGCGUGAUGGAGUCAAAAGAUGAUUUAGAGGUCAUGGUCUGUGAGUGGAGAUGUGGCUUAAAUUUUCUAAGCCUGACUUUUGUUGCUUUGAAAUAGAGGCAUUCACACCGCCUCCAAGGCUCUUGUUCCUAUUGCAUGGAAAGAUAGAUGAUGGGUGGGUGGAUGGAUGGAUGGAUGGAUGGAUGGAUGGACGGACGAACAGACGGACGGACAGAUGGACAGACAGAUGGAUGGAUGUAUGAACAGACAGACAGACAACAGCUAAGCAGGUGAUAGAUGAUGAAAUAUGAGUCAGAGCUCAUCAUAUGUUCCUUUCACCGCCCACAC